AUGAGCUCUAAAGUUCACAUCCUAUCAUCCGACACUCAGCAGUUGCGGCUAUUGGAGCGGCAGGUCGAGGAAAAGCGUCGAGAGAUUCUCCAGCUUCGCAGCGAGGUUCAGGAAUUGCAGCAACAGUUAGAAUCCCCAAACCGAAAGAGUCCAGAAGUCGAUUCAAAGCAAUUCUGGUCUCUACUCCAGCGAGUUAAAUCUUCGAGAGCGGAGGUCGUCAUAUCAGAAGCUUUGAUGCUUUCCCCUGGUGCAGACAAUGUAGAAGAUGAGCUGUUGAAGGAUUCGACAGCGAGCUAUGACAGCGGUAAUUUGACAGCACUGAUAGUGGAACAAUGUCUUGUACUGUGCGAUAUGGCCGGGAAGUUGAAAGGGACUGGUUAUGAAGAUGAUCUUUUCCAAGAGUGCACCGACUUAUAUCACCAGGCACAAUAUUUGUAG
Lentinula edodes (shiitake mushroom) is the source of this 438-nucleotide messenger RNA. RefSeq lists its product as uncharacterized. The coding region runs from base 1 to 438 and encodes 145 amino acids. The record is from RefSeq and is a predicted model, not a curated record. The transcript has 4 exons. NCBI's taxonomy places the organism in Eukaryota, Fungi, Basidiomycota, Agaricomycetes, Agaricales, Omphalotaceae.